CUCUCCAACGUCCAUAUCGGCUUAAAUUAUCCAAAUUAACCGUGCAGUCUAUUAAUUUCCACACAAUCCGUAAACCAUGUCUAAAGGAACCGUCAAGCUCGUGCCAGCUCUUCUCGUCCUCCUAUUCCUGAAUUUUAAGUUGAACCAGGCCCGAGAAGUUCUGAUACCUCCUCAACCGAAAAACUUCACGGCGAAAAAUGUGACACCGAGUAAAUCCAUGGAGAAGACCUGCGAGGACGAGUUUAAAUCGAUUCUUUGGGGGGAGAAGUUUAAAGAACCGCCAUUUUUGCCCGGCGAUUGCGAAGAAGCGAUCCCAUUACGUGAUCCAUGUUACGAGGAAGUUAGGCGCGAACUUGCGGAAGAAAUCGACCGUUUGAGUACAUGUAUGAAGAAUAUCGCAAGCGAACUCGCAAAUGAUGGCGUCAUCGGUAUAUGCGUCGUUGAGACGAGCAUAGGGAAAAUGACCGGCAAAGGAAACAAGGAUCGGCGACUCACCGUGGCACAUUCAAAAGAAAUUAACUCGGAAACGUCGAAGGAUAAAUCGCCUGUGGAAAUUUCGCCGUGGAGGGGGAAAGAGUCAUCGUCCAAAUGUAAAGCUUGAAGAAUCAUGUGAAACUGGACCAGUGUAAUAAUGAUUCGCAUCAUAUUUUAUAUUAAAAACGGGGUUAAAAACCUAGACAUUACAUUCGUAAGGUGUAAGAUAUACAAUGCAUUCUUUUCUGGGCCAGCUUCUCUAGGAACAUUCUGCAGAAUACAUCGUCG
Orussus abietinus is the source of this 762-nucleotide messenger RNA. RefSeq lists its product as uncharacterized. The transcript is spliced from 5 exons. The coding region runs from base 77 to 601 and encodes 174 amino acids. The record is from RefSeq and is a predicted model, not a curated record. NCBI's taxonomy places the organism in Eukaryota, Metazoa, Arthropoda, Insecta, Hymenoptera, Orussidae.